GCCCUCUCUGUCAUCCUGUAGCCAAUGAGGUAGCAGGGGUGGAUCGCGCUUGCGCAGUAGCUUUAUUUUGGCUGUGUUCUGUCUGAUCAGGUGGAACACAGUAGGUCUGGGGUUAUCGUGUCCGAUGUGCCCGUCUGCCCCCCGCAGCUGUGGCUGCGACAAGUCCUUUUUAUUUGGUGUAGCUAAAGUCACCUGGGACUCACCAUCCCUUCCCCGGGGGUGAACUGUCCCUCAAUACAAGUGGAACCGUCCAAUAGCAGAAUGUGUGGGGCUGUCACUGUGAGCAUUAUAUAUGAGAAUGAAGGGAAGGACGGCUACUGCGCCGGGGAGUCUGUCACGGGAUAUGUCCUGCUGGAAGUGCUCCACGAGAUUCCGGUACUAAGCCUUCUCCUGCGGGUUCGUGGGGGCGCCAUGACUUGUAAGCUGGGGAAACAUAUGGAAGACGCCUCGGAAACUUUCACCGAGCAGUAUUUGAAUGAGGAGUACAACUUACUAACAGAGGCAGCAGGUGAAAUACUCCUGUUCCCUGCUGGAAAGCACAAAGUUCCCUUUCGCUUUCAACUACCAGAGAGCCCCCUUGUUACAAGUUUUGCUGGGAAAUACGGCAAAGUUUACUACCAAGCUACAGCAGUUUUGAAAAGACCAUCCUUGUCUUCUCAUACCACUCACAGAGAGCUCCGUAUCCUCAGUCCUAUCAACAUCAACGCUCCGUCUUUAUAUAUUCCUGUACAAAGAUCCAAAGAAGUAAUGGUCGGUUGCUGGUUCUUCCAGUCAGGUCCAAUAUCUGUCAAUGCCAAAAUUGGAAGAAAAGGUUAUUGUAAUGGAGAAGCUAUUCACAUCUAUGCAGAUAUAGAAAAUGGCUCCUCCCGCUUAGUAGUGCCCAAAGCUGCCAUUUACCAAACACAGAGCUUCUUGCUGGAUGGGAAGACUAGAACAGUGAGACAGAUGCUGGCUAGUGUGCGGGGGAACCACAUUGCCUCUGGAAGCACUGACUCUUGGAACGGCAAAGCACUGAAGAUACCCCCAGUAACUCCAUCUAUUCUGGAGUGCAACAUUAUCAGAGUAGAGUAUUCACUUGUGGUUUCUAUUAACAUUCCUGGAGCAAAGAAACUGAAAGUUGAACUGCCAUUGGUUAUUGGUACAAUCCCACUUAAUGAGUUUAAUUGUAGAAACGCCAGUGUUGCCAGUCAAUUUUCAAUGGAUAUGAGUUGGCUUGCCUUGGCACUUCCAGAACAGCCAGAAGCCCCACCGAAUUAUGCAGCUAUAGUGUCUGAAGAAGAUCUGUCCAGAGAUAUCUGUUCCAUCGAAGAAUUUGGAGAUAUAAUAGAAGGACUCCGCUGCCCUCCAUUUGCUGUCAUCCAGGAGUUUCGGUUUCAGCCACCACCACUUUAUUCGGAGGUAGAUCCUCAUCCGUGCCCCACCAUAGAUGGACAGAAUGUUUCCUUCACUUUGGGAAACUGAAACACAUACAUUAUACAGCUCCUUUUUGUGUCAAUCAGUUCUCCUCACUGGGUGCACAAUCCUGUGCAUAAUCACUGGGGGCACAAUCAUUAAACCACCGUUUACAACCUACGAACCUUCUACUGAAUAUGCCUUUUUUUUGUUUGCUGUGAAAAAACUGUUGAAAUUAACCAGAUGCCUACCAAACAUGAUGCUGCUGUCUUUUCCAACAUCUGUGAUUUUUUUUUUUUCAACUUGAAAGUCUUACCGAAAGAUUAAGCAGAACAUUUGCACAGAUCUUAUAUAUAUAUAUAUAUAUAUAUAUAUAUAUAUAUAUAUAUAUAUAUAUAUAUAUAUAUAUAUAUAUAUAUAUAUAUAUAUAUAUUUAUAUAUAUAUGUGUGUGUGUGUGAUGCCAACUACUUGUACUCGGAAGAAAUAGCUAACCGAGAACAACAGAUGAGAUUCACAGAUCAGUACUUCCUGCAGAUGAAGGGAAUUCCGUGCUUUAAAAGGGAAAAUGGAAUUGAAAGGGAAUUCUAUAAAUGAUAUGACGUGGCACAUUGUUUUGUGCUCACUAUCAUUAUGUGCAGUAUUUGAAAUAUUAAAGAAAAUGUCAGCGUUCUGCACGUUGGUAAUGAUACUAUUGCAUAAUACUGCCAAAGGUCCUGUUGAACAUGAUCAAUCUUUGUUUUGUUUUAUUACAUUUGUCUUACUCCAAUAUAGAUGGGUUCAGAAUAGAGUGAAGUAGAAGGACGCUUACAGAGAAGUAUAGGGGCAGACUGGAGAGAGGAGGCAGCCUGGGCUAGAGAGAGAGAGAAAAACACUAGACAGAGCAGCAGAAGUACUGCCUAGAGAGAGGGAGAGAGAGAGGAUUACUGAGAGAGAGAGAGAGGGAGAUUGGUAGAGGGACAGUGCUAAAAAGAUAGGGGAGAGAUCAGAGAGAGAGAGAUUGAAAGAACGAGUAAAGAAAAGUGGGGAGAGUUAUCUUUUCUUUACUUUAUUGGUCCUACAUUUGUCCUCUCAGCUUUGACCAAUGUUACCAACCUUGUAUGUAAAAGAAUUGGUGUAAUAGCUAUUCAGCCAAAGUUCCAAGAAUGUGGAGGCCAGCGUACAAGUGUUUUUCCAAAGUUUACUGUGUUGACCCACACAUUGGACUCCCUGGAGUGUGUACAGAACCUUUACCCUGACUGGUCUUCAGGCCGAGACAGACGUGGAGACUGAUUGGGGCAAGGAGACAGAAGACAGAGAGAGUCAGAUAAAAGGUUGGAGAUUGUGCUAAUUCCAACUAAUAUACCGGUAUGUGCUUUGCUCUUUUGCUUUCCUCUGUAAGGACAUUGAGGGAAUUUCAUUCUUUUAUCUAAUACAGUAGUUGGUUUUGAAGGGAAAAGUUUUUGCUGCCAGUAUUAUGCAGCAUUUAUUGUUUGUGAAAGUUCAGAAGUUAAUCAUAAUGUACUGUUUGGUUUUGUUAUGUACUUUGUAUAUGUGUGUGUAUAUAUAUAUAUAUAUAUAUAUAUAUAUUUCUAUAUACAUAUAUAUUUCUAUAUAUGUAUAUAUACAGUCCAGGUGUGUAUCCGCACUCUGACUCAAACAAAUGGGUGCUAUAUCAAAAUGUGGUAAAUAGCGUUAAAGAAGAUAAGCACUCCAGAAUUUCUUAUUAGUGAUUAUUUAUUCCACUGUGAAUAUCCUUGAUAAAGGUCCAAAUGUGGACCAAAACGUUGGGAUGCACAGUGGAAUAAAUAAUCACUAAUAAGACAUUCUGGAGUGCUUAUCUUUUUUAACGUUAUAUCCUUCUAAAUGGCUCUUAAUAAUAUCAGUUAUAAACGGGACUUAGUGAUGCAAUUUUUUUCAAAUGACUCCGUAAAACUUGUGUAUUAUAAUAAAUAAAAUACCUCCUGUUGGAACAUAUAAGGAUAUUAGAACUCGUGCUGACUUACAAUAUACUGAUAUUUUACAAUAGGGGGUACUAUAUAUUAGGGAUCCAGCCAAAUACCGAACCAAAUCCUAAUUUGCAUAUGUAAAUUAGGGGUGGGAAGGGGAAAACAUUUAUUUUCUUGUGACAAAAAGUCCCUAAUUUAAAUAUAGAUACUGUGACAAAUACUAGUGUAUAACUAUAGUGCCAUAAUAAAACAUAUGGUGUAAAAAAAAGUUUUUAAACUCAGGAGCAUAAUAAAUACUGCGCAGCCAAACUUUGUGAGAUAUAAUGCAGCCCCAUACUGUGGCAUAGAAUAUUAUGUCCCUAACCUUAGAAAUGCUGUGGCAUAUAUUAUGUCCUGUAAACAUACAUAUAUUGUGACAUAUAGGGGCCUAUGGGGACCUUUUACAGCAUUUUUCUAAGUUUUUGGAAGUCGAAGUAAAAUCGUUCGAUCAAACGAUUUUACUUUGACCGCAGAAUACCCAAAUUCUAUGGAAAAAGUUCGAAUUAGAUAUCUUCGAAUUUGAAGUAUUUCAAUUCGAUGGUUGAAACUUCAAAGUAUUUUUUACUUCGAAAUUCGACCCUUGAUAAAUCUGCCCCAUAAUAUCUUUUAACCAUAUAAAUACUGUGGCAUCUAAUAUUAUAUUCCGUAACCAUAUAAAAGCACAAGCCAGUUAGGAUUGACAUCAGAUGGGUAACACCCUUACAAUAAUGGAAGUACUUUUGUGGUAUUUAUUCCAUUUUGAACAUCUCAACACUUUAUUUUCUUAGGGAAAAAUUAUCUUGGUGUUUAAAUGGAAUAACAUUUUUAGGGAAUAGCCUGGAGGCCAAAACCUGCCCAGUGGGCUAUAAAACACAGCCAGGGCUCGUGCUGAUCAGAUCCCAACUUACAGACUGGUUUUGACUUUUUGGGGCUCAUCAGUGUAGUGCAGGGAAAACUCUGCUGUGUCUGUUGGGAAAAUCUGGGGCUGAAUAAUAUACUUUUGAACUGAAUAUGGCUCUAUGUGCCUAAAUGGUUUAUGGUGCUGCAUCUUUUCCGUCCUUCUUUAAGUCUUUAAUGACAUUUAUUCCAAAUCCAAACUGGUUACACAUUUAAUAACUAGCUUGCCUAUAAUAUCAGAACAUCUCCUUAAACUGAUGUAUUUGGAAUGGAAAAAAGUGCCUUACAUAAAGAGAUUUGUAUACAUUUUCAUAAAUAUAUACAUUGUGUGCUUUUGCAAAUUUCACAUUAAAGUGUGUUGGCUGUAACCAAAAACAAGUUAGGUUGAUGAACUGUAUUAAAUAAACUACAGUUUCAAUUCACUACAUUAUUGUAGAUUUUGUUAUAUUAGUGAGAAUUUUCCUUUAAGAGAUCUGUUGUCUAGAAACUAUGCUUUUAUUUGACAUGAGUUUUACAUAUCUUUCUACAUUCAUAUGUCUGCUGUCAUUUCUGAAUUUGUGGCCUUACACUGUCCCCGUUAAAUGGCAGAUUUAUUUCUCUAAAUGUAUAAAGUGUUCCUCUUUGAUAUCUUGUUGUUAAACCCCAUGCAUUUCUAUUUGCACAUUUCUCUUACAAGCCUCUUGUCCAAAAACAGGCUGGUGUUUGUAACUUAUAUGAAUCCUGUGGGUUCUUGUUUUAUCAGAAAUAAAGAGAUUUACUUCA
Xenopus laevis (African clawed frog) is the source of this 4995-nucleotide messenger RNA. It is a transcript of the gene arrdc4.S, whose product is annotated as arrestin domain containing 4 S homeolog. Lineage: Eukaryota; Metazoa; Chordata; Amphibia; Anura; Pipidae. The transcript is spliced from 8 exons. The record is from RefSeq and is a predicted model, not a curated record. Gene Ontology annotation, cellular component: plasma membrane; cytoplasm. Gene Ontology annotation, molecular function: ubiquitin-like ligase-substrate adaptor activity. Gene Ontology annotation, biological process: protein transport. The coding region runs from base 262 to 1461 and encodes 399 amino acids.